This is a messenger RNA of Entrophospora sp. SA101, 960 nucleotides long. The record is from the annotation of a GenBank genome assembly. Lineage: Eukaryota; Fungi; Glomeromycota; Glomeromycetes; Entrophosporales; Entrophosporaceae.
AUGAUAACUAGUGGAAUUAUUUCAAAUGUUGGUGGUUUUGCUAUAUUUGGAUUUAGCGUUCGAGUAUUCGCUUUAGCUUUACAAAAUAGACCUUUACUUGACAGACCAAUAACUCAUGUAAUGUCAGCAGUAGUAUUUGGUGGUGUUGGUGCUUAUGUUUAUCAUUUAGAACAAAGACAAUUGGAAUUGAUCGAGAAGCGUAAACAAGUUUUAUUGGAAAAUAGAAAACGAAGAGAAGAAUUUGAAUUGAACAAAAUGACAGAUGACACAAAAUCAAAUUCAUCACCUACACAGAUCAGAUUUAAAGUAGCUAAAUCAUAUGGUAGGGCUCAAGUUCAACGAAGGAAAACCAUUCAGAAUUUCUACGAGUUUCAAAAAAAAUGUCUCGAACUAUCUGCUGAAUACUAUCAAGGUAUUGCGAAUUUACUAGAAGAGACAGACGUUUCACUAUUCCUUGCGCCACCAACACCAGGGGCAGAUCCUCUAAACAUCAUUAACGAGACAGGGAUGGUUAUGAGUGGUAUGCUUGGCCCAGGAUAUGUUGUUAACGACAGAUUUAUCGGUGGCAAAUUAUUAAAAAAAAGAGUUUAUGGGGAGGAUGUCGAAGUGAACGAUAACAAUAGCGAAGAGGCUUACUAUUCCGAAAAUCAAAAGGCUAAACAUAGACGUGCACCACGACAACUUUGGUCUGAUGAGGAGGUGGAACGAUUGAAAGCUGCUCAUGAUCGAUACAACGGUGACUGGGAAUUAAUCAUUAAAGAAUUUGAACCUGAACGAACUAGAAUUCAAAUCUUUCAGAAGGCACGUCAAAUGGGACUUCAUGGUUCACGAAUAGACAAUGAAGGCGAAGAAGAUGAGGAAAUUGAAGAAACAAUUAAUUUUGAGAAUAGUAGAAUUGAAAUUAAAAAUGAAAAAAAUUAUACUGAUCCAAAAGAAAAUAACAAAAAGAAUGAGGGUUGA